Candidula unifasciata is the source of this 394-nucleotide messenger RNA. The record is from the annotation of a GenBank genome assembly. Lineage: Eukaryota; Metazoa; Mollusca; Gastropoda; Stylommatophora; Geomitridae.
AUGCUGCAUAUAGACAGUUGGGAAGGCGGUCGUAUCUCCUUGCUCAACGAUGAAACCAUCUCAGCUUCUUUAUUGCGCCAGGUUUGCUCAUUAUCAUCAUCAUCAUCAUCACCACCAGGAACCACUUCUCUUUAUCACGGCUCCACAUUGGUCAUGAUUAAACUCGACAGCGCCGCUUCCAGCACAACCCAGUUCAUUUUCUCUGGGAAAUUUCAUUGGCACUUUCAGGAGACUAGUCUAUCUACCCCGACACACACAUACACACGCACACUCAGGCACACAGACCGGAGUGUUGUACACAAUAUGGAUAUGACAAGUCCCAAGCCAAUCAGCUUUGCUCGGUCAGAUCCUUUUCUCGUCGCCCUCCUGCUCACUACUCUCUCCUUCCUUCCGU